Messenger RNA from Vespa mandarinia (Asian giant hornet), 1848 nucleotides. RefSeq lists its product as uncharacterized. The record is from RefSeq and is a predicted model, not a curated record. Lineage: Eukaryota; Metazoa; Arthropoda; Insecta; Hymenoptera; Vespidae.
ACAAUUUUUAUAAAAAUUAUUCUUUUUUAUAAAUAAUUCUUAAUCACGAUAUAUUUGCGUAUAAAUAUCUGCUUUGCGAGGAUUACGAUAUAUUCGAGUUUAUCAUCGUGCGAUAUAAACUAUUGUGUACCGUUCUGAACAAUAAUUUCAACAACUAUGAAGUACGUUUUCACGUUCUUCGCGACUUUAAUUGUCGUUGGAGUUUCUGCUAUACCACUUAAUGGCGAUCGUACGAAUUUAUUGAAUGGCAAUAGAUCAGAUAUAUUUAUUAACAAUCUUUUGGGUAUAUUUAAUGGCAAUAAUACGGAAGAAAAUCCUUUGGAUAAAGAUCUUAUUGAUUUCGUACGACUCAUACCUCACGACAAACUAAAGAAAAUUGCAACAAAAUAUUUGCAUGAUACUCAGUUAAUAAAGCAACAUGAAUAUGUAACGAGUGAAGAAUUCCACAACUUGGUAUAUGCUGUCGAAGCCUUACCGGAACAUCAGAGAUAUGUUCUCUAUAUUCAAGAAUCGGGAUACGAUAAAAUUAGAGAACUUAAAGCGAUACAUUCGGCUCUUGGAAUGAAAGAGUAUGUACCACCCAAACCAUCGAAUGAAGUAUUUAAGAAAAACGACGAAAGAAACAAAGGUGGAUUGAAUGGUUUUAUCGAAGAAGUUGUUGCAAUUCUUCCUGUAAAGGAAAUCAAAGAACUUCACGAAAAGAAACUCAAGGAAUCGAAGGCCUUUGCUAAAUUCAGUUCAUAUAUUCUAAGCGAAGAAUUACAAGAGAUAUACAAGGAACUUAGAGACAAAGAACAAAUGAAAGAAAUGUUAGGAGCAUUAAAAAAAAUUGAUAUUGAGUUUAUGGCGAUUUUGGAUCUUCAACUUCGUAUAGUUGGCUUUAGACCAGAUAAUAUGUAUAUAAACACCUGCUUUGCGAGGAUUACGGUAUAUUCGAGUUUAUCAUUGUGCGAUAUAAACUAUUGUGUACCGUUCCGAACAAUAAUUUCAACAACUAUGAAGUACGUUUUCACGUUCUUCGCGACUUUAAUUGUCGUUGGAGUUUCUGCCAUACCACUUAAUGGCGAUCGUACGGAUUUAUUGAAUGGCAAUAGAUCGAACAUAUAUAAUGAAAACUCUUUCAAUAUGUUUAAUGGCAAUUAUACGCCAUCUUUGGAUAAAGAACUCUCAGAUUUCAUGAUACGUAUACCUCUCGACAAACUAGGUGCAAUUUUGGAAAAAUACAAGAAUGAUCCUCAAAUAAUAAAUGGAUAUACUUAUCUAUAUCAUAAACAUUUCCAUGGUUUGGUAUAUGCUGCAGAGGCAUUACCAGAAUACCAUAGAUAUGUUCUCUAUCUUCAAGAAUCGGGAUUAGACGUAAUUAAACGAAUGCGAAUAUUUCAUUUAACAUAUGGAAUGGAAGAUUAUGUACCACCCAAACCAUUGUAUGAACUAUUUAAGAGGGAAGACAAUUUUGAAGGUGGAUUUAAAAAUCUCUUCAAAGAAAUUAUUGCAAUCCUUCCUGUAGAGGAACUGAAGGAACUUCACAAAAGGAAACUCAAGGAAUCGGAGACCUUCAGCAAAUUCGUUUCUUAUGUGUCUGACAAAAAAUUCUCUGAUAUCCGUAAGGAUCUUGGUGAGAAAGAACCAAUACAAGAAAUUAUAAAAUAUAUGAGAUUAGUUGGUAUUGAUUACCUUGAUUAUGAAGAUCUUCUAAAACAUAUAUUUGGUUUCGAAUCAUAAAUUAUUCAAUAGAUUUUUCAUUCAAUAGUUUUAUUCAUUUAGAAUAAAACUGUUCCGUUAUAUAUAUAUAUAUUAAAUAUCCAUUUCUUGUAAUACAAGUAAAAGUAUAUUUUUGGUCACUUUUAA